GGUCGCCGUGCCCCUUCUUCCUCCUCAGGGGACGCCCCGCCGCCCCUCAACGGCCAUCUGCCGCCGCCCCCGUCCUCCCAGCUGGUGAAAGUGGUUGUGCUGGGGGCAGCUGCCGUGGGCAAGACUGCCAUUACUAAGCAAUUCGUACACAACGAGUUUCCAACGUGCCACGAGCCAACGUCGGGUCGGGUCAACUACUGGCCGUCGGUGAAUGGUCAACGACCGAGUCUAUCAGCUGUGUCUCGCCGAUCUGCCCCCCCGUCAGAGCGUUCCCCCAAAACUCCUACUCCGAGUGGGCUGACUACCGCUUCUACGGACUCCGCUCUGCGAUGGCCUACAUGUUCGUCUUCGAUCUCACGUCCUACGAUUCCUUCACCCACAUCAAGGCCCUGCGAGACCAGAGGUACGAGUCCCGCGACAUGCGCGAGGUGGGCGUGGUGGUGGUGGGCAACAAGCGCGACCUGCUGGACUCCUCGGACGCCCCGGGACAAGGCGAGAUGCGGGAGGUGGCCGUGGUUCGCAAGCAGUGGAAGGCCUCGUAUGUGGAAGUGUCUGCCAAGUGUAACUGGCAUGUGGUGGCCGCUUUCCGAGAACUGCUCCUGGCGGUGGAGGACGCUCAGGCCCACACGCACGCACGCCCGCACAACCUACACGAACUCCACGAGGCGAUCGAGCACUCGAAAUGUACUAUAUUGUGAGAUAAGGCGGUGUGCCGUAGGUGCCCACUUGGUUUUAUUAGCAAGCUGAACGAAAUUACUCAAGCUGUACAUUGUAAGUUAAUCUCCGUAACAAAAACAAACAAACGCACAUGACUGUUCAUCCCCCGUCCUUUCUCCCCCUCCCCUCCUCUCCCACCCCUGUUAUAUAUCAUUUCCCGAAACGCACAAGCUCUCUCAGUGACGGCGACCAGGAGGGGCCGCGCGACCCGGCUCCCGCCCUGCACUCGCCAGGGGGACGCCGGUUAGCGGCCUCGGGCAGGCGACGGAGAGGCAGACACGCCCUGCUGCAGCCGCUGCCUGCUGGAAGGGCCUGGCGCGCAAGCGCAGCACCGGGCGAGUCCUGCUGCAAGAGGCUGCCGCUCGCGAAGACUGGCUCUUGCUGCACCGCGACACAUCUGGUUUACACUGGAAGGAGAUCUGAACCAUGUAGGAGGCUGUUAUGUGUA
Messenger RNA from Penaeus vannamei (Pacific white shrimp), 1165 nucleotides. NCBI's taxonomy places the organism in Eukaryota, Metazoa, Arthropoda, Malacostraca, Decapoda, Penaeidae. The record is from RefSeq and is a predicted model, not a curated record.